This is a messenger RNA of Cercocebus atys (sooty mangabey), 3002 nucleotides long. RefSeq names its product abhydrolase domain containing 10 (gene ABHD10). The coding region runs from base 455 to 1375 and encodes 306 amino acids. Gene Ontology annotation, biological process: protein depalmitoylation. The record is from RefSeq and is a predicted model, not a curated record. Gene Ontology annotation, cellular component: mitochondrion. The transcript has 5 exons. Gene Ontology annotation, molecular function: hydrolase activity, hydrolyzing O-glycosyl compounds; palmitoyl-(protein) hydrolase activity. NCBI's taxonomy places the organism in Eukaryota, Metazoa, Chordata, Mammalia, Primates, Cercopithecidae.
UAGAGCGGGGAAUGUCCGAUACCAUUCCAGGUUAUACAGGCGAGAUGAAUGUCAGAUCUUGGGAGCAUUUCCAGUACAGGUUAAAACUGUCACGCGGUCGGCGGGAUUGCAGGUGAUGCAGCAAGCCUGGUGUCCUCGACAAGAGACGGUUUCCCAUCUAGGACCGUUGGAUAGGGUUGCUUUCUGAGCUUCCAGCCCUGUAGUAUCUAUCAGCACGCUGAUAGGGCAGCCUCCCGACGCCACUCAAAACAUCCCAAAGGCCCCAAGCCAAACCCCGCUACUAGUAGAACCAACAGUCCAAAGGAAAGAGCCACGACGCGCUGCGCAUGCGCGCUCUUCGCAAGCUGAAACCAGCAAGUUCCGCCUUCCAGCCUGAAGCGCAUGCGCAGCCUCGGUUCCGUUGCGUACCGUGCGCGUCUGUGGGAUACUGCAGGGUUCAGGGACAACUAGGAAGAUGGCGGUUGCGCGCUUGGCAGCGGUGGCGGCCUGGGUACCUUAUCGGAGCUGGGGCUGGGCAGCCGCCCCCGUCGGUCCCCACCGUGGCCUGGGCGCGCUGCUUGCACUGAUACCUCAGCGGGCGCCACGGUGGCUCCCAGCUUGUAGACAAAAGACGUCACUCUCAUUCCUUAAUCGACCAGACCUUCCAAACCUGGCUUAUAAGAAGCUAAAAGGCAAAAGUCCAGGAAUUAUCUUCAUCCCUGGCUAUCUUUCUUAUAUGAAUGGUACAAAAGCAUUGGCGAUUGAGGAGUUUUGCAAAUCUCUAGGUCACGCCUGCAUAAGGUUUGAUUACUCAGGAGUUGGAAGUUCAGAUGGUAACUCGGAGGAAAGCACACUGGGGAAAUGGAGAAAAGAUGUUCUUUCUAUAAUUGAUGACCUAGCUGAUGGGCCACAGAUUCUUGUUGGAUCGAGCCUUGGGGGGUGGCUUAUGCUUCAUGCUGCAAUUGCACGACCAGAAAAGGUCGUGGCUCUUAUUGGUGUAGCUACAGCUGCAGAUACCUUAGUGACAAAGUUUAAUCAGCUUCCUGUUGAGCUAAAAAAGGAAGUAGAGAUGAAAGGUGUGUGGAGCAUGCCAUCAAAAUACUCUGAAGAAGGAGUUUAUAAUGUUCAGUACAGUUUCAUUAAAGAAGCUGAACAUCACUGCUUGUUACAUAGCCCAAUUCCUGUGAACUGCCCUAUAAGAUUGCUCCAUGGCAUGAAGGAUGACAUUGUACCUUGGCAUACAUCAAUGCAGGUUGCUGAUCGAGUACUCAGCACAGAUGUGGAUGUCAUCCUCCGAAAACAUAGUGAUCACCAAAUGAAGGAAAAAGCAGACAUUCAACUUCUUGUUUACACUAUUGAUGACUUAAUUGAUAAGCUCUCAACUAUAGUUAACUAGUAUCAUGUGUUUAGUUGGUAUGUAAACUAAUGUAUCCAGAAGAUUGGAAGAGGAUAAGAAAUGAAAGAUCCUGAUACUUUAGGUUUUUCUUUUACCUCUAUUUUGUAAAUACCAGAUAUUUAAUGAUGUAUUUGCACAAGUAAUGCAUAUUGUGAAGAAGGACCAGCUGCUGUUUAGAAAAUUUUCUCGUUCCUUCUGUCCUUGAUUUUUUUUCAUUAAAGUAUUUCCUUUUUUUAAUUCAAGAAAAGUUUACCUUUCUUAUGCUUAUGUUAGCUAUUCCAGCUCUUAAUUGCAUCCUUUUCUAAAUAGGAUUAUUAAAGCGUAAAUAUUUUGUUUAUUAUAGACAGAAAUUUGUAACAUUACUUCUGCUUUGAAAAUGCAAUUCACAAAAUAUAGGGAAAUUUUUAUUGAAGUAAAUUUGAAAUGAUGGAGAAAUUUCAGAAGCAUAAUAAAGUUCACAAUAAGGAUAAUACUUUAUAUAAUGUAUAAAGUAUAAUUAUAUAUGUUACAUAAACUGCACAUUAUAUUCAAACUUAAAAUUAAGCUUUUACUUUUUUUAAAGGCCCAAAAUUGUACAGUGAUACGAGGAGCUGUGUCUAAAUUUUGGCUUAUGUGUAAUAUAUUUAAAUGGGGAAUUUCAUCUAAAACAAUGAUGUAGCAUUUUAAUAUUCUGAUUGGUAAAAUUAAAGAGGAAGUUGAUCUUUAUAUGUUAUUACUUACAGAAACAUUCAUUAUUUUAUUAAUGUUGCCCUAAGUACAACUAGGCACGUGGUUGCCACCUAAAUCAGAAGACUUUCUGAAGUCACUAAGAAAGUGUGAAAUGCUAGUGUAAAGGUUGCUUUUUUUUUCUUUCCUAAGUAACUAAAGUGAGAUGGAGAUUAAGCCUUGAUAUUAUUGAGUUAAUGUUUUUUAUUUAUUAAUUUUGACUGGAUUUUAUUUAGCUUGAUUAGGUUAUUAUCUGUCAAACCUUUUAAGUUGACAACAUGACUCAUAUAUAUACAUGUAUAUAAAAUGAGCAUGUGUCGAAGACUUACUCAACUCAUUAAUGAGGAAACCAGCAGAUAGUAAAGCUGGUUCAAAGUGCAGUUCAAGAAACUAAGCAAGGGCAUUGAAGAAAAAAUGUUGAGAUAAAAUUGCUGAGCAGAAAAAAGUGUUAAUGAAGCCGACCUGACUACUUAUGCUUAAGACCUGCUUUACAAGGUUGGCCCUUGAUUGGCAUCUGGGAACUUGGAGUUCAGGGGGCUUCCACCAUUCCCACAACUGAUCAAAGUAGCUUACUAUAUCUAAACUGUAAGACAAUAUAGUUUCUCCUGAAAACAAUAUAGCUUUCCUUCUGGGAGUCUGGAAUUUUGGUAUGUGCCAGGCAGAGACUACCCUUUGUGACCAGCUCCCAGUAAAAACCGCAGGCACUCAGUCUCUAACAAGCUUUUCUGGUUGACGGUGUUGCACAAGUGCUGUUACAACUGGUUGCUGGGAGAAUUAAGCUCAUCUGUGAUUCCACUGGCAGAGGAUUCUUGGAAGCUUGCACUUAGUUUCCCCUGACUUCACCCCAUGUGUCUUUUUUCCUUUGCUGAUUUUGCUUUGUAUCCUUUAACUGUAAUAAAUCAUGGCCAUGAGCAGAACUGUA